Molecule: messenger RNA, 2108 nt
Organism: Sciurus carolinensis (gray squirrel)
Lineage: Eukaryota; Metazoa; Chordata; Mammalia; Rodentia; Sciuridae
Gene: Xkr4
Product: XK related 4
Exons: 3
Coding region: 1-1956 (651 amino acids)
Biological process (GO): apoptotic process involved in development; engulfment of apoptotic cell; phosphatidylserine exposure on apoptotic cell surface
Cellular component (GO): plasma membrane
Source: RefSeq, a predicted model, not a curated record
AUGGCCGCUAAGUCAGACGGGAGACUGAAAAUGAAGAAGAGCAGCGACGUGGCAUUCACCCCGCUGCAGAACUCGGACCACUCGGGCUCCGUGCAGGGAUUGGCUCCAGGCUUGCCGUCGGGGUCGGGAGCCGAGGACGAGGAGGCUGCCGGGGGAGGCUGCUGCCCGGACGGCAGCGGCUGCUCGCGCUGCUGCUGCUGCUGCUCCGGGAGCGGCGGCUCUGGGGGCUCUGGUGGCUCGGGCGGCGGCGCUGGCGGCCCGGGUGGCGGCAGCGGGGCGGGCUCGGCGGCGCUGUGCCUGCGCCUGGGCAGGGAGCAGCGGCGCUACUCGCUGUGGGACUGCCUCUGGAUCCUGGCCGCGGUGGCCGUAUACUUCGCGGACGUGGGCACGGACAUCUGGCUCGCGGUGGACUACUACCUGCGCGGCCAGCGCUGGUGGUUCGGGCUCACACUCUUUUUCGUGGUGCUCGGCUCGCUUUCAGUACAAGUGUUCAGCUUCCGCUGGUUUGUGCACGAUUUCAGCACCGAGGACAGCGCCACGGCCGCUGCCUCCAGCUGCCCGCAGUCUGGAGCGGAUUGCAAGACCGUGGUCAGCGGAGGGUCUGCAGCUGGGGAAGGCGAGGCUCGUCCUUCCACGCCGCAAAGACAAGCAUCCAACGCCAGCAAAAGCAACAUCACCGCCACCAACAGCGGCAGCAACAGCAGCGGGGCCACCCGGGCCAGCGGCAAACACAGGUCUGCGUCCUGCUCCUUCUGCAUCUGGCUCCUGCAGUCACUCAUCCACAUCUUGCAGCUCGGGCAAAUCUGGAGGUAUUUCCACACAAUAUACUUAGGUAUUCGCAGCCGACAGAGUGGGGAGAAUGACAGAUGGAGGUUUUACUGGAAAAUGGUGUAUGAGUAUGCCGAUGUGAGUAUGCUGCAUUUGCUAGCCACCUUUCUGGAAAGUGCUCCACAGCUGGUCCUGCAGCUCUGCAUUAUCGUACAGACUCAUAGAUUACAGGCCCUCCAAGGUUUCACAGCGGCAGCCUCCCUGGUGUCCUUGGCUUGGGCCCUGGCCUCCUACCAGAAGGCCCUGCGGGACUCUCGAGAUGACAAGAAGCCCAUCAGCUACAUGGCCGUCAUCAUCCAGUUUUGCUGGCACUUCUUCACGAUCGCAGCCAGGGUCAUCACAUUUGCCCUCUUUGCCUCAGUUUUCCAGCUGUACUUUGGGAUCUUCAUCGUCCUUCACUGGUGCAUCAUGACCUUCUGGAUCGUCCACUGUGAGACAGAAUUCUGUAUCACCAAAUGGGAGGAGAUUGUGUUCGACAUGGUGGUGGGGAUCAUCUAUAUCUUCAGUUGGUUCAACGUCAAGGAAGGCAGGACACGCUGCAGGUUGUUCAUUUACUAUUUUGUCAUCCUUUUGGAAAACACAGCCUUGAGCGCUCUCUGGUACCUGUACAAGGCUCCCCAGAUUGCAGAUGCAUUUGCCAUCCCAGCGCUGUGCGUGGUGUUCAGCAGCUUUUUAACCGGCGUUGUUUUUAUGCUGAUGUACUAUGCCUUCUUUCACCCAAACGGGCCCCGAUUUGGGCAGUCACCAAGUUGUGCUUGUGAGGACCCCGUCGCUGCCUUCUCUCUGCCUCCAGAAGUGGCCACUAGCACCCUGCGUUCGAUCUCCAACAACCGCAGCGUCGUCAGUGAUCGUGAUCAGAAAUUUGCGGAGCGGGAUGGGUGUGUACCUGUCUUUCAGGUGAGGCCCACGGCCCCGUCUACCCCAUCAUCUCGCCCUCCACGGAUUGAAGAAUCGGUCAUAAAAAUUGACCUGUUCAGAAAUAGGUACCCAGCAUGGGAGAGACACGUAUUGGACCGCAGCCUUCGAAAGGCCAUUUUAGCCUUUGAAUGUUCCCCGUCUCCUCCUAGGCUGCAGUAUAAAGAUGAUGCCCUUAUUCAGGAGCGGUUGGAAUAUGAGACCACUUUAUAAAAUAAAAGGACUUGCAGGAGCCACAACAUCCAGAUGAAGGGGUGACAGCAGGGCUGUGGCAAUAGUGACGCUUCAUCUUACAGUAGGGCAACAAGCUGUAAUGUUCUUUGUCUGCCCGUCAUCCUGAUUAUGGUUUGAUCUUCCAUCAGCUA